Molecule: messenger RNA, 1254 nt
Organism: Camellia sinensis
Lineage: Eukaryota; Viridiplantae; Streptophyta; Magnoliopsida; Ericales; Theaceae
Source: RefSeq, a predicted model, not a curated record
AUGGCUUCUCGACUAGCUCCAAUGCAAGCACCUCCACCUGUAGCAGUCCCAAACCCAGUGCCUAAUCCAUUCCCUGAGGUUCGGGCUCCGAUCCAGGUGCCCUCGGUGGUAUCUCAAGCGAACGGUACAGACGCUGGUUCAGCUACCCAGGAGCAGACUGGACCAUUCCAGCCCACUCACUUUGUUACUCUAGUCGAUAUACAAGCUAUGCUCGAGCAAGAGCGUAGCAAGAAACAACUGCUAUCUCUCCCAAACCCAGAUGUGAAGUCCCCAUACUCUCAGGAGAUACUAACCAUGCCUUACCCAAUUGGGUAUACAAUGCCCAAGUUUAUUAAAUUUAAUAGAAAACAAGGCAAUACCAGAGAACAUGUGGUGAGGUUCAUUGAAACUCUUGGUGUCUAUGGCAGUGACCACUCUUUGCGCCUCCGGGAGUUCUCCAAAUCACUCACCGAAAGGGCUUACAGUUGGUAUGUGAACUUGGCUCCCAACUCGAUCAAGAGUUGGGAGGAGAUGGUGAACAAGUUCCACACAAAGUUCUUCCAAGUCCAAGAGAAAGUUAUAACGCUCACACUUGGGCGAGAUAUCCAAAAAGAAGGAGAAGAUAUACUGGACUAUGUAAGCGCCUUGGUUGAGGCAGCUAGGAACCUUAAUACCACUGGUCCCUUACACAGAUCUCGUGGCAGCCAUCGAUACCCCCACAGUAACAAAAUUGCUGCGGUAACCUCUACAGGAGGGAGCCGCUCGCAAAUGGAGGCGUUGUCUUCUCGAAAGAGAAAGAGUUAUAUGGAUAGAAAUCCAUAUCCUUGCAGCUUGGAGAAUGUUAAAACCUUGGUUAAAGAAUGGAUAGCUAAUGGUGAGCUUACUUUGUCUCCGGUUUAUGUCCCUCCAACCAAGGAAGACAAAGAAAGCCCAGAUUACUGCAUCUAUCACAGAGCCACCAGACACCCUAUGAGGGAUUGUUGGACUUUGAAAGGUAUCUUUAAGAAGAAAGUUACUGCAAACGAGUUGAAGUUCAAAGAUGCCGAUAAUUGUGAUGUAAGGAAGGAUCCUUAUCUUAAUCACAAGGAGAAAGGGAAGAACGUACACAUGAUUGGUUAUCUUGGACCCAUGCGCAAUCAAGUGCACAUGGUGUCUUACUAUGAUGAGUUAGAAGAAAUCGCAACUAGCCAGCUCCCUAAAAUAGUGCCCACAGAUUCGCAGAGGAUACUCAUGCUCAGGCCUUGCAAAACUCUGUUAAGUUUCGCACCUUUUUAA